This is a messenger RNA of Caenorhabditis sp. 36 PRJEB53466, 597 nucleotides long. Lineage: Eukaryota; Metazoa; Nematoda; Chromadorea; Rhabditida; Rhabditidae. The record is from the annotation of a GenBank genome assembly.
AUGCGAAUAAACAGUUUAGUUCGAAAUAAAGUAUCUCAAGUGCAAAAAAUCAUCAGUAACGAAUUGGGAAUUGUUUCUGAAGACAAGUAUCUGAUAAACGUCAAAGGAGGUUGCGGUGGUGCUGGUAUCAGUAGGUAAAAAAGUAUUCUAAUUGAACACACAAAAAAACGUCUUUCAGGUACGAUGGAAUUGGAGGAAGAGGGGGGAAUGUGUAUUUUGUCCCUAAGCCUUUCUUGGCGUUCAGCGACAUCAGGAAACAGCUGAACAAUAGGAUGAGAGUAAGUGCAUGGUUAUUAUCGAGACAAUGAAAGUUUCAGAUACAUGCAGAAAAUGGAAAUGCUGCAAGAAAAAGCGUGUUGAAUGGAAGUAGCGGAAAAAAUACAGUACGAAAAAAUAAAGACAAUCAGAAAAAUGAGCUAUAGCAGGGCUGGGCAAUUGGCCGACCCGGGCUUUUCGUUGGCCGGUCCUUGACCUGGACCUUUGAACCACUUGCAAUAUUCCGAUCGGACCCAAACCUUGCAGUCUUGUUGGACAUGGGUUGAAGCAUACUGGACCAAGUUUCAGCCCGAUCGGAUCCUCGGGUCCCGAGAUAUGUAG